Acanthaster planci (crown-of-thorns starfish) is the source of this 2918-nucleotide messenger RNA. RefSeq names its product tether containing UBX domain for GLUT4-like. Gene Ontology annotation, biological process: intracellular protein transport; glucose homeostasis. The record is from RefSeq and is a predicted model, not a curated record. Gene Ontology annotation, cellular component: vesicle membrane; nucleus; cytoplasm. Gene Ontology annotation, molecular function: protein binding. NCBI's taxonomy places the organism in Eukaryota, Metazoa, Echinodermata, Asteroidea, Valvatida, Acanthasteridae.
AUGGCAGCCACCGUGAACGUUUUACUUCCAAAUGGUCGUAGACAAAAUGUGAAAGUAACAGCCAAUACGCGCAUUUUGCAGGUCAUUGAAAAUGUCUGCAGUAAAGUGGGAUACAAUCCUGAUGAACAUAACUUGAAACACCAGCGCAGUAUCCUGGACCCCCAGCUUUCGGUCCGCUAUGCCAACCUGCCCAACAACUGCAAGCUGGAGCUUGUCAAGGCUGACCGGCCCCGGACUGAGUCGGCGGUCUGCCUCGCCCUGCAGACGGAGUCCGGGGAGCGACUUCAGCGGGAAUUCCCUCCGGCAACCAGCCUCUGGGACGUGCUGCUGCACUGGGAGACACAAAAUGAAAGCAUGGCUGGCAAGUUGACUGCAUCUUCCCAAGAAGCAGAUUCAGGCAAAUCCGUCCAUCCUGUUUGUAUCUACUUGAGGCAAGAGAUUGUUGGAGAAACCUGGCUCAGAGAAACGACAUUAAAAUCUCUUGGACUGACGAGCGGAAAAGCAAUCAUCAGGCUAAUCCACAGAGCGGUCGAUCUUCCAGCUCCACCUGCACAAGCGGCAAAGGCUACCCCCGCAACUCAGAUGCAGCAGUCCACUCAUCCAUCACCUCCUGCGCCUCAGGGACAGUCCACUUCAGCAUCUGGGGGUGAUACCAGCAUGGAAGCUAUGGAGCUGCAGAAAAUGGACACAGAACCUGGAACUAGUCAAGCAAGUUCCCAAGAGGACAGUGACAUGAAGGAGAUGAAUUUAAAAGCAUUCGAAGCCGACGCUCGGAACAAAAGUACCAAACCAAAACCUAACGUUAUUCAAUCAGAGAUUAAAUCGCUAGAUUCUGCUCUCCCCGAUUCCCCUCAACCCAUGGACGUUGAAGAAACUCCAAAAGCAAGUCAAGCGGCUCCUGUUCCAAGCAGAAAUCUUGAAGGAAAUGCAGGGGCGCGCCCUAAGCAAACACAGUCGAGACGGGGGGAUGCUGCGCCACAACAGAUGCCCAGCUCGCAGCUCACCCCAGAAAUGGAACAGAAAGCUAAUUUAAUGGGUGCGGCUCUCGCUGAAGCUAUUCUGAAACACCGUACUGAGCAACAGCUAGCCCAGCUCAAGCAGUCUUGGUCGGCUCAGCUGCAGAGCAGGCCAGCAUUUGCAGAAUUCAAGUUUCCAGAGAAGCCCAGUGGCCAUCCGCCGCCAUUGGGUCUCAAGCAGACGUCUAGCCAGCCCCCAGAGCCCUGCGAGAGGCAUCCGCUCGUGUUUAGUCUGGACCAGGUUACGGGGGACAAGCCGGUUACCGGUCAUGACCUGCCGGACGAAUUUUUUGAGGUGACUGUGGAGGAUGUGCAGAGAAUGAUGGCUGACCAGCAAUUGCAGCUGAGCCGUAUGGAUGAGCAGCAUCUACAGACCCGGGCGAUGCGGGAAGCAAAUGCCUUCAAGAAGGCCAAGGAGUACUCCAAGGUGGCCGUACGUGUCCACUUCCCUGACCGCUACAUCCUGCAGGGGUUCUUCCGACCUCUGGAGCUCGUCAAAGCCCUCGGAGACUUCGUCCGAGAUCAUCUACAGGAUCCCCAAACCGCAUUCUACCUGUACACCACUCCGCCCCGUCGCAUCCUCAAGGACAAUUCCCUGUCGCUCUUCAAGGCUGAGCUGUUCCCGGCUGCCGUGGUCCACUUUGGGUCCGAGAUGGGCCGCGAUCAUUACCUACGGGAAGAUCUCUUGAGCCAGUUGACGUCUUUUCGCAGAGCUACAGAAGAAGCCACGUCAGUCAUUCAAAGAAGCAUCUCACAGGAUGAGGCUCCAGCAAUUACUCACUCAAGCAUAAACCAAAGUGUGCAGCUGGGCCCAUCAAGUGGGGCAUCGACAUCUAAAGCCUCUGCCCCAGGCAAGGCAGAACCUCCCGGGCCCAGCAAGAGACAGGCUAGCGGAGAGGCAGCCGCCAACUCCAAGAAGAUACCCAAGUGGUUCAAAAUGGGGAAAAGGUGAAAGACUCAUGUGUGCUUCAUCUCAGAUGGAAUAAGUACAAAUUAUGAUCAUCUAUUAUUUAAAUAAAUGGUAUCAUUCACUAAGUAUCAAUUGAUGCAAACAAACCGUUUGUUUGAUAGAUAAUAUGUGCUUUUGGUAUGCAGUGUCUAAAGAUUAUUAUCUUACAACUGUUCAUACAACCGUAUGUUCAGUUUUGUUCUGCAGACUUCCAUCAGUGCAAUCUGUGAACUUCAUGCCGAUGGAAACAGGUGAUUGUUGUAAAGUAUCUUGCUCAUGAACAUAAGCCCAUGACUCCUGUCGGAGUUUGAAACCACAGAUGUACCGGCACCACUGCAGACCUGUCAAUCACUAAACUGAGCAUAGCACUCUUUGCAUACAUUUACAUCUAAGUCUUGUCAAGCCUGAUUUAUUUUCCCAAUUUUUAUUAUUUAGAACAAAAGCAUACCAUUAAGGCUUUGUUUCAAAUGAAAAGCAUUUUCGGUUCAGAAAUUGAAAUGAUUUCAAAGAGCCCAAAACAGUUUUGUCCAGCAAAUCGUCAACUUUGAUGAAAAUAAAAACAGUGGGUUUAAUUUUUAAAAAAAAGGUUGGUUUUGAGUUUUCUUCGGUUACAAUGUUUUUGGAGGUACCAUGUAAACUAUGUAAAACAGUCACCAUGGCGACAAGUCAUAAUAUGUGACUUUGUUCACAGUUUUUUCUCCUUAAAUACCAGUCUGUGUUCCUUCAAAAUACAAAUGUACGUAGUCUUUGAAAUGCAAUCAAAGUAUAUGCACGCAAAUGGUUCUAAUUGACAUGUAGCUUGGGGGACAAAAGUCAAUAUUAAGAUUAACAAGUGGUUUCUGGUUUAUUUCUCAAACAUUUAGAUUGGAAAAAAUGACAUCACUGUGCCACAGCUUUGAGGAGGGUCUUGUAGCUUUUGCAAUAAAACAAGCCGACUGAAAUUUCUGAAUUUU